Meloidogyne enterolobii is the source of this 429-nucleotide messenger RNA. NCBI's taxonomy places the organism in Eukaryota, Metazoa, Nematoda, Chromadorea, Rhabditida, Meloidogynidae. The record is from the annotation of a GenBank genome assembly.
UUGCUUUUUUGGCUAUUCAUCUCAAUGGCUACUUUGACAAAGACAACCAUUAAGAAUAACUUCAACAAAGCCAUGGGCUAUUUGCAGAGCUUGGAUGGGAAGGAAGACACAUUGACCGAAACACAAUUAAAUUUUUUCUGCGAUGGAUUUGAUGAUGUCUUUAUGGGGUUCAAGUGGAAUGCUGGGUUCUAUGCUGGAUUUGCGCAGGUCAUUAAGGAUGUUGAGUGGCCUUUCUUCGAGAAGACUAAACCGGCCUUUAGCAUUAAGAAAGGUAGACUUCAUUCAUUGUUCGAGAAUUCGAUAACCGAUGUUUUGGUUGCCGAUUUGGCUCUGGACGAUUGGUUGCGUUUUUCCGAAGAAGUUGUGACCAAAUUGCGCCUCUUAAUGAAUCGAUAUGCUAAGAGCCGUGGCAUGCUUUCUGCAAGGUAA